Messenger RNA from Neocloeon triangulifer, 6203 nucleotides. RefSeq names its product semaphorin-1A (gene Sema1a). Lineage: Eukaryota; Metazoa; Arthropoda; Insecta; Ephemeroptera; Baetidae. Bases 290 to 2623 code for a protein of 777 amino acids. The transcript is spliced from 13 exons. The record is from RefSeq and is a predicted model, not a curated record. Gene Ontology annotation, biological process: positive regulation of cell migration; negative regulation of axon extension involved in axon guidance; axon guidance. Gene Ontology annotation, molecular function: semaphorin receptor binding; chemorepellent activity.
UGCCGUAAUGGUGACAACAAAAACGUCACUUCCGCGAACAUAACACCAUUGAUUGCCAGUCUCUCCCUAUCGAUUAUUGAAGACAAGUUUGCAUGCAGACCCCGUGCUGGCCAGUUUUCUUCGGGAAUGCGUCGCGAUUCGUCCGAAAAGUUGGUGCGUCGGCCCUGCUAGUGGCUGCCAAGCCCGCGGACACUGCGGUAUAGGACGAGGAGUCAGACUAUGGCAGUAGCACUCCCACUUCGACACUUUGCUAGCUCGUCGUUGGUGCACAUGCAAUAAUAUUUGAAAAAUGACUGCCAGAGACAGUGUGCUGCUGGUCUUGCUGGCCGUGUGCGGCCUCGGCUGGGCCGCUUGGCAGGAAAAUAUCCGGCCCAAGAUGUACGUCCAGCUAGGUGCGGAGGACGUGUAUCGCUUCACAGGCAACGAAACCCACACCGACUACUUCCGCCUGGUCGUCCACGACGGACACAACCUUCUGGUCGGAGGCAGAAACCUCGUUCACAACCUCAGCUCUUCGGACCUCGCGGAAAUCCAGAGACUCACGUGGUUCUCGCCCGAGACGGACACGAAAAUGUGUUUGAUGAAGGGCAACGACGAAGAGAACUGCCAAAACUACAUUCGUGUCCUGUCAAAAAUGUCACCAGGCCGCUACCUCGUGUGCGGCACAAACUCCUUCAAACCGAUGUGCCGUGAAUACUCCUUGCAGACCUCCGGGUAUCUGAUGGAGAAGGAAAAGCUGGGGCAGGCCAUUUGCCCUUACAGUCCCAGAAUCAACAGCACCGCCGUUUUUGUCGACGGCGAGCUCUACACCGGCACUUACGCAGACUUCUCAGGCACAGACCCCAGGAUUUACAGAGACCCUCUGCAAACGGAGCAGUACGACUCCAUUUCCCUCAACUCUCCUAAUUUUGUGAGCUCGUUCGCUCAUGGCGACUACGUCUACUUCUUUUUCCGCGAGGGCGCCGUCGAGUACAUCAACUGCGGAAAGUCCAUCUAUUCGAGAGUGGCGCGCGUCUGCAAGUCAGACAAAGGUGGUCCGCACCGCUUCCGAAGUGGCUGGACUUCGUACCUUAAGACCAGGCUCAAUUGCUCAGUGCCGGGCGAGUUCCCCUUUUAUUUUGAUGAAAUCCAGUCCACUUCGGAUCUGAUUGAGGGCUCGUAUGGCGGCGUGAACGCUCAGGUCAUCUAUGGUGUGUUCACCACUCCGCCCAACUCAAUCAGCGGCUCGGCCGUGUGCGCCUUCAACUUGCAAGAAAUUUCUGAGACUUUUGAAGGCUCUUUCAAGGAGCAGACAGCCAUAAACUCCAAUUGGCUACCUGUCAAAAAUGCCAAAGUUCCAGAUCCCAGACCAGGUCAGUGCGUCAAUGACUCGAGGACGCUGCCUGACUUAACCCUCAACUUCAUCAAAAUGCACCCAUUAAUGGAUGAGUCAGUCAACAGCUUCUUUGGUCAGCCCAUUGUCAUCCGCACAAGCUUCCAUUACCGCUUCACUCAAAUAGCAGUUGAUCCUCAAGUGAAGACGCCUGGGGGAAAAUCCUAUGAUGUGCUUUUCAUCGGCACCGACAAUGGAAAAGUGAUCAAGGCCGUAAAUGCCGAGUCUGCUGAUAACUCAAAGAAAGUCAACCCAGUGGUUAUUGAAGAAAUCCAAGUUUUCCCACCAAAUGUUCCCAUCAGAAAUUUAAAAGUUGUUAGGGAUAAAUCUGUUAUGGAUGGCCGACUGGUUGUUGUUUCCGACUCCGAGAUUCAGGCCUUAAGACUUCACAGGUGCUACAGUGAAAAAAUCAUGUCCUGCAGUGAGUGUGUGGCACUGCAGGAUCCAUACUGCGCUUGGGACAAACAGGGUCAGAAAUGCAGAUCGAUGAACUCUGCUCGAUGGAAUGACGACAAGAGCUUCUACCAAAGUAUUGCUACUGGAGUUCACAGCUCAUGUCCAGCUAGCAAAAUUGUUGGAAAAGAUGCUGGAAAUGUUGGAGGGCUUUCAUCCAGCUUCCCAAAGUCCUUCAGUGACAUGGGCCGAGGUGGAAAGGAAAUUCCCGAUGGUGAGGUCAUCAACAUAAUGCACGAUGAACAGGAGCGAAAUGGACCAGAAGUGAGCUCUGCUGAGAGCACCAUUCCCCAGUACACAGUCGAGACUCUAGUUAUCGCCGUGGUUGCUGGAUCCGUGGCUGCCCUGGUUGUUGGAUUUGCUACGGGAUACCUGUGUGGUCGAAAGUGCCAUAAAGAUGACGAUGACAACCUUCCAUACCCAGACACUGAGUACGAGUACUUUGAACAGAGACAAAAUGUCAAUAGCCGACUGACUGUUGAGCCGAAACUGUUGUCCCAAGAGGAGGUGACCUACGCUGAGCCAAUCCACAUCCCUCCAACCAAGGCCAUCACCACCUCGCCCAAGGGAACAUUGCGCAAGGGCGCCCACCCUUCUGCCCCGCCUGCUGCCGAAACCAUGUUCCAGUUCUCGGACAACUACACGCCUCCUCCCCGCGACCCGUACGCACACCAGCGUGGUCGUGACAACUUUGGCACGCUGCGCAGCCACAAGGAAGGCUUCAGCAGCCACCGCACCCGCAACCCCAUGGGCGAUGGCUACAACACGACGCGCAGCGUCAAGAAGGUUUACCUCUGAGAGACAGAGGGGAGAGGCAGAUCGGGCACUCUUGGCGCGGUGAGCAGGAGACGCAAAGGAGGCGUCCACCCUUUGGCGACCUCAUCGUGCUCCUCCUCGUCGUCUCCAUCCCCGCCUGAGUCGUCGUCGCCCUCUCCCCCUCCCACAGGCUCGCCGCCCCGAUCCCCUCAUAGGGCACCGUGCAGUUUCAUUUACCGCACCUAAACGGGGCAGCAAAAUUCUCCAACUUUAGAGAAUUAAUGGAUUUUCGGGUUUAUGUUUUUCUGGUGCCAUCCUGGACUUGAUCAAGUGCCAAGCUAAACGGUGGAUUUCAUGUUCCUUGUUUUCUCAAGCCCGACUUUUCUGCUCUGCCGCAAAAUAUUGUGAAGACGAUUCGACAAGACACCAAUGACGGGAUGGGUGGGAGAGGCGCAAAGAGAUUUCUAGGCACCCUUCACCAAUUUUUCUGGUGGUUUUUAAAAUUUAUUUUUUAGCCAAUGUGAUUGGCUAGCAUUUAUGUAAAGAGAGGAUUUCAGUUUUUUUAACAGUUUGCUUAUAAACGGAAUCUAAUUACAUUUAAACUAACUAUAAAGAAGCUUUUGUAAUUGGAAUCCAAUCUUUGAUUUUUGAAAGUCUGAUAAUAUAGUGUUUAAGAGUUUUAUAUUUUAUUUUUAAUAUUACUGCCUUAAAAUAAGUUGUAUUGAAGUAAUUUCUUUGCGCCUCUUUAAUAUGCAACAGAGGAGGUGGGGUUGGCAGCCUUUAAAUUAUGAUGUCGAUUUUUGAGAAUUACAAAUCGAUUCACUUACUGUUGUUCAUUGCUUAGUUUUGCUGCACUAACUCUUUCAAACACUUCUGACUUUGAGCAUGAAAUUUUACUGAAAAUAAUUAUUAUUGAAAUAAUAUUGUACUAAUUGACUUUGCGCCGCGCAGACGUUUUUUCGAGCAGGCAUAGCUGCGGCGCGCAAUGGAUUGAUCUUCUUUUUAUAAAAAUAUAAUAGCCUUAAAGUAAACCGCGACAAAUGUACAUAUAAAGAAGAAAAAACACAUGUAAACACAAUUUGUUACCAAGUGGUAUCGAUCUUGUGGAAUGAGAACAUCUUACUGUUAACGGACUGGAAGAAGUAGAUGAAGAUGAAUAAUACUCCUACUCUUACAUAAACCCAAAAGAACAAUGUAACUGAUUAACCAGAUAUUGUGCGUUGAAUCAAAUGCGCGUGAAAUCACGAGAUUAAGAAGCUGUAGUGGAGAACUGUAAAUUUUUAUAUAAAAAGUUGCCCUCAUACGUAUUUCAUGGGGCAAGCGACGAGUUACGCAAUGUAAACCGUUUAAUUAACUUCAUUAUCUAGUAAUACAGUACUUUAGUGUUAAAUGACAAAGAGAAAAUGGGUACAUAUUUUAAUGUACCAAAAUAGACAUGACACACAAAAUAGAAUAAUUAUAAAUUACUCCAGACCCCUGAGCUUAGUUGUGGAUGUGUAGCUUGAUUAUCGACAAUGUCAUUGUGAGCCUAAUUGGACUAUAAAUUUUAAAAAUUGCAACAAAGCAAAGAACUUGUUCUGUGCACACAAGCUGUUGUACUUAGAUGCUUUCCUGGUGCAUUUUCUGCGUGAAUUUGCCUUGAAUGUGCUGCAGCUAUUCAUAUUGUUUCUUGUGCGGAGAUGAUAUCAUUGCCAAUGAGGUUGUUGUUUUUGUACACAUUUUUCAUUUGGCACAAGCACGAAAAAAAAUAAUAAUAUUAAUAUUCCGACAAGUGAUUGCAGUUGAUGUGCAUAGCAUAGAUGUGUAUAUCGCCUGAAUCGAUCGGUGUGCAAAACAGUCGAUAUUAUAUUUUCGUAAGAUGAUUUUUGAAGCAAACGGCAGAAGAUGUAUUUUGAAGGCGAGCUAACUGUACUCUUACAAAUUGAUCGUGUAAAUUAAUACUCAUUCAAGUUCAGGGGUCAAAAUAUUAACAGCACCGUUCACCAGAGAUUAAAAAAGUAAAUGAAAAGUCUUGAAGGGAAACAUAUUUUAUAGAGCACUUCUUGCGAUUAAGAAAUUUGCUUUUUACCAAAGAUGAUUUUUACACUGUGAAAGUUGAUUAAUUGAAUGAUUACUUACCGAAGUUUAAAUUGCGUCCAUAGCACACUUUUCAAAUUCAGUUUCGUGUAAAUCAAAAGUGGCAGAAAAAUUAUGCAACUAAAAUGGGCAAGUAGAGAGUUACCAGCAAGGGUUUCCAAGGCCUAGUUUCAGCCGAAAGCCUUUUAAAAUAUUCAGUUUCCAACAUUGCCGCACCACAUAAUAAUAAUAUAACACAAUCCAAGGGUUUCGAAGUGAGCACCUGGUGGCAUCCAGGCUCCAGAAAAGGCCUAUCGAACACGAGACAUUCUUCCAUUAAGUGACCCACAGUACGUACGGAAUUGUUUGAUCUGUUUGGGCAUGAAAUUUUUCAAGUGACUCAAGAUUUAAGAGUUGGAAACUAUAAUUCUUCCCAUCAUUGUUGUACUGACGAUGAUGUAGUUGUAAAAAACCAGCAAAUAAAAAGUCCUGCAUUUUUCCAGCCGGGCCAGUCAAUUUUCGUGUGUGGUGGAUUAAGCACUAUAGAAUAAUUAACUGUCCUUGCAUUGACGUCACACACGCCGCAUAGAUUAUACACAUUGUUGCUGGAAGGGCUUGUUGGUCGCUGUACUCUCUACUGGGAAAAAAAUGAAACGAUACAUCUCACAUUAAUAAAGCUUUUUCGAAAGGGCGUUGAAUUUUAUUUACCAGGCAGGACUCCAAAGAUUGGUUUCGUUUCACUAUAUUGUUUUUUUUUUACAUUGGGUAGCAAUGGAACGACUUUUGAAAAAGCUCUGUUACUCUGUAAUAGCACACAACAUACACUGUAAUACGAACAUGAUCUCGAUGCAUGAAUAUGUAUAUUAUCAAAGCUGAACAAAAGUUUGUAAUAUUUUUUUAUGUGGGUGUGACGUGAUCGCACGCUAUCAAGAUUUACCCAGGCCCUUAGCGGUUAAUUGAUUAUACAUCACGGCUCUUGGCGCAAUGAAGUCGGAAGUUAAUUGACUCCGACACGACUCUGCCAGAGCAAAUCUUUUCAGGCAUCAAAAUGAACUAAAAGUUUACUAUUCGUAUUGAAAUAAUUACAUAAUUAUAUAUAAAGAUCUAGAUUAGUUGCAGGCGUUGCAAGCUUUGCGGAUUUUCUUACUCGUAUGAUAUCAUUAAUAGCGUUUAAUGCACAACUAUGCUUUUUUAAAGAUAAUUUUACAACUAAUACGCCCUUGAUAUUUAUGAAGAGAAAAGUGAUUGUUGCACGAACCUGUGCAAUUAAAGUUUAGUUUUUAAGGUCCAGCCAUAUAUAAAAAAAGGUGUAAUUUAUUUAGUUCUCUUUUUAACUCUUUCUGUCUCAAACAUUACGGCUUGUGGAAUGAAAUGAAGCCGAAGGUUUUUCAAUAUUUUCUCCAAAAAAGCUUGUCACUCCUACUUAUAGACAAUUUUGUAUUCCAAGUUGAAACUCAUUCAUCCUCUCACCCCAAUUAAAAAUAAAACAUCAUGAUCGACCGAACACAUCAGUCAUGAAUGUAAAGUCUUGUAAAACUGCUUUCUCAAACUACGAACUAAUGAAAAA